AUGGCCCUCCAUCAGCGCCUACUACGUGACAUUGCAGAAUUUCAGUCAAAGCCUUACCCUUUCAUCACGUUCAUUCCGCGGACGGACAUCCACAGUGCCUGUCUUAUUCUCACCCCAGAAGCAAAGAGGCCCAUCCACCUAACGGUGCGCAUUCCGCACGACUUCCCCCUCCACCCACCAACUGUUGCCUGCGACACUCCAAUUCAACACCCCAACGUAUUUGGCAGUUAUAUCUGUGCUAGCAUCCUCAACACACAGGAGGGCUAUACACCGGCGUACACUCUCCAGGGUAUCGCCAUACAGAUAUUGAGCUUCUUCAAUAGCGACCACAUCGAGCAGACAUCGGGCAGGAAGGUCGAUCUGCGAACGUACAAGCAACUUGACAAUACUCGUCCACAGUAUCACUGUCACCUCUGUCAGUUUGGGGCUGUCGGAUCUCAGGAACGGACGCUGUUGGCAGACUCCACGGUCGAAACGGCUAUCGACCCAGUUAUCAUCUUCUGUGACGCGGCCUUCGAAAGCGAUGCUGCACCCACUAAACAGCCUUUAACACGCCUACCGGACGAAAUCUUGGCCCUCGUCUGUGACAAAUUGGAGUCUGAGGAUCUUUCCAAAUUUGCUCGUGCGUGGAACAGGGUUGGUGGCCCUCAGGGUGUUGUAACAAAGUUCAAUAUCCUUCGCAACCGAGAACUGCAAUGCUUCGUUCUCAAGAAAUCCUUCCGGGAAACAACACUGGGGAUCGGCGUGGGUGCUAUUUUCACAGCGGGCAGGAAAAGGAUGAUUGCGAGCGAAUUUGAUCUUCUCUCUGACACUGCCUAUAAAAGCCAUCGCGUCCGGAAAUCUGUCCACGGAGCACCGUUCCGAUGCUGGCUACCUCUCCCUCUAUCGCGAAGCCAUUAUGCUCGAGUCAAGGACCGCAUCAGUGGUUGUCUUGGUAAUAUUGCCAGCGCAGCAGAACUCGGACAGUUGACAGGAUCCGAUAUUGUCUACAACUUCCUGAACGACAUUGUAGUAAGGCUGAGCCAAGCUACACAGCCUAGGAAAUGCAGCCACAGCUUCCAUCAAAGAGUCCCGCAACGCGUCCUCGAGGAGCAAGACAUUAAGAGCACACUGAAACAUGCUUCAGAGAAGGCCAUCGAGUCGUACUUUCACAUAUUCCACCUGCUUUUGUGCUUGGCCACAACUUACGAUUCCGUUGUCCAAGUCGCAAACCGCACGCUCGAAAACUUCAAAAAGGGCUCCACCUCGAAAACCAACUGUCCCAAUCUGGGACAUCUUCUGGUUGCAUCUCUCAUUGCGGAUGUGGACCUCACUCAGCAUCUCCGAAUCGCCAUCAUUCGCGAGGCCGUCACUCGCAAUGUUGUUUGGAUGCUCGAUAGGCGAAACGGCGCCGGUAUGGUAGACCUUGUGUACAUGGAGCCUGACGAAGUGUGCGAAUAUCGACUCACAAAGACAUUUGAAGCUUCCAAGACAUCAUACCGUCUACUCAUGUUCAUCAAUCUGUUUCGUCUGACCGUAAAUCGUGGCAGCGGACCCGGUCGGAAGACUCUCGUUCAAAUGCGCGAAGAGCUCUUUGAUUCGUAUGGCGCCCCACCGUUCGGUGCUGCAGCACGUCUUGCUGCUCAAGUCAAAAAGAUCCAGGAUGUCGACAAUUUUGACGACUUCUUGGCUGUCAUGGGCAUCGAGAAUCUUCCCUCCAAGGCAGAAUUGACCGAUUUUCUCCGGAAAUGCGUGGCAGAAAGCAUGAGAAAGGGUUACUCGAUUCCAGGAGCCAGCCAGACUGAUGCUAAGGCUAUGCGAGAAGGCUCCCAACGCGGACGUGGGCGAGUACGCAGCUUUUUUCCUGGCAGCGGACACCCGGGUUAUGGCUUCCCAGGGCUCGACCGUCGCAGUGCGGGCCGCGGAAGACAACCCGCUGCGUUUGGACGCAACUACCGGGCACGCGGUGGACAGGGCCGAGGACGUGGUCGCAACUUGAUGGGCGUUGCACCGGGCAUCAUGUGA
This is a messenger RNA of Exophiala spinifera, 2004 nucleotides long. RefSeq lists its product as uncharacterized. The coding region runs from base 1 to 2004 and encodes 667 amino acids. The record is from RefSeq and is a predicted model, not a curated record. Lineage: Eukaryota; Fungi; Ascomycota; Eurotiomycetes; Chaetothyriales; Herpotrichiellaceae. Gene Ontology annotation, cellular component: cytosol; endoplasmic reticulum. The transcript has a single exon.